Molecule: messenger RNA, 453 nt
Organism: Trichoplax adhaerens
Lineage: Eukaryota; Metazoa; Placozoa; Uniplacotomia; Trichoplacea; Trichoplacidae
Exons: 4
Coding region: 1-453 (150 amino acids)
Source: RefSeq, a predicted model, not a curated record
AUGCCCAAUUUCGCAUCGGGCCUCGUUCAGGUCUCCUUAAUCCUGUUGAGUCGGCCGUCUCGCUGUUUUAAGAAGAUGUCGCGCGUUCCGUUCGCAUAUCCAACUCUGAUUAUAGCAGACCCGUUUAUCUUCGGAGCAUUAAAGAGUCGGCGAUACUCGUUAUAUGUUUUUUUGUCAGCAUCAAUUACAAUUAAAUGUUUGGGCGAAUCCAUGUUCUCCAGAGCGGAUUUGAAGCUUUUCCCUAUUCUUCUUGGAGUUGCCUACGUGGUCUUUUCUGAUGUUGUAGUUAAAGCCUUCGUUGAGCCAGUUGAUGAGAAUAAUUGGAAUCGGCGUUUAGACGGUAAUGCAAUCAAUGAUACUGCACAACUAUUUGUCAUUGGCUUUAGAAACUGUUUAAAUAGUAGUGGAGAAUUGUUUCUUGAACGUCACAAAGUAGUUGCAGAUUAUGGAUAG